AUGGGUUGCUUUGGUUCGGCCGGAUCGAAACAGUCGGACUCGAACAGCUCCGAGGACACGAAAAGCCAGAAACGACGCAGCGAUGCCAUCACGCGGCAACUGCAGAAGGACAAACAAGUGUACAGAGCCACUCAUAGACUUCUUCUACUCGGUGCCGGCGAGUCCGGCAAGUCCACAAUUGUAAAGCAAAUGAGAAUAUUGCACGUGAACGGGUUUUCCGACAGCGAGCGGAAGCAAAAGAUAGAGGACAUCAAGAAGAAUAUUCGCGAUGCAAUUUUGACAAUUACCGGUGCAAUGAGCACGCUGACACCGCCUAUUCAAUUAGAGAAACCGGAAAAUCAGGCCCGAGUAGACUACAUUCAGGAUUAUGCGUCAGGCCCCGAUUUCAAUUAUCCACCGGAGUUCUACGAGCAUACCGAGGAGCUGUGGAAAGAUCGCGGAGUGCAGCAAACAUACGAGCGAUCGAAUGAGUAUCAAUUAAUCGAUUGUGCUAAAUACUUUCUGGACCGUGUUAGUGAAAUCAAGCAGCCUAACUAUACUCCAACCGAGCAAGAUAUCCUUAGAUGUCGUGUGCUAACCUCCGGUAUAUUCGAAACUAGGUUUCAGGUUGAUAAAGUGAACUUCCACAUGUUCGACGUUGGCGGUCAGCGUGACGAGCGGCGUAAGUGGAUCCAAUGUUUCAACGAUGUCACAGCAAUCAUCUUCGUGACGGCGUGCUCUAGUUAUAAUAUGGUCCUGCGUGAAGAUCCAACCCAGAACCGGCUACGAGAGUCGCUGGAUCUGUUUAAAAGUAUUUGGAAUAAUCGAUGGUUAAGGACCAUAUCCGUUAUAUUGUUUCUAAACAAGCAGGACUUGCUUGCGGAAAAGAUAAAGGCAGGCAAAAGUAAACUGUCCGACUACUUCGGCGAGUUCAAUCGUUACCAAACGCCAGCUGACGCUGUCUGUGAAGUGGGUGAAGAUCCAGAAGUGAUUAGAGCGAAAUAUUUUAUAAGAGACGAGUUUUUGCGUAUAUCAACGGCGAGUGGCGACGGCAAGCAUUACUGCUAUCCACAUUUUACUUGUGCGGUAGACACGGAAAACAUCAAGAGAGUUUUCAACGAUUGUCGAGACAUCAUUCAGCGGAUGCAUCUGCGGCAGUAUGAGUUGUUAUAGAUAUACUUAAUGAUUUCGAUUCAACAAACACUUGGUCGUCUCAUUUUAGUUGUGUCUACCGUGAAACAAAUAUCAAACCUAGCCAAACUAUACUAAUUUUAUAACAAAACCAAUGUUUGAUUAGGAAUUAAUCAAAGAAAAAAAGGAAAACCACGCAACACACAAACCACACACAUAUAUAAAACAUUCAGCCUCUCAAACGUACAAUGUCCCGACACCCACACAGACACACCCACACACUAGUUCACGGAUUAACACACUAAGAACGCGCGUGCGUGAGAGCAAACGUGGAACGGAGGAGGAUCAUCUUCGACUGUAAUACGGGUGUAUCGGCGAAGGAGCAAACGGAGCAGCAACCAGAACUAGCACCGCGGGCAUCCGGGCGAAUGAGGAUCAGCGCCUGGAUUCUGGAGUCCUGACAAUGGAAUAACGGCCGAAGGACAGAAGCUACAGCGCAGAUAUAUACAAAGCAACAAUUGCCGUCAAAAAGCGCAAAAGUUAGUUACGAAACCGAAAACGAUCCAUUUCAACAUCUGCGGCGAGACGCGAUCGAUCGAUCGAUCGGAUCGAUCGGAUCGGAAGGAACCGAUCACUAGAAAACGUCCAUUAGCUUCAUUGCCGUUUUCUUUAUUCGUGUUCGUUACCGCCGUCACCGUUGGAAAAGAGUGCGCGCGCCAUGAUGGUGCGUCGUGUGCAGCAGUGAAACUGAAGCAGG
This is a messenger RNA of Anopheles bellator, 1867 nucleotides long. It is a transcript of the gene Galphas, whose product is annotated as guanine nucleotide-binding protein G(s) subunit alpha. The record is from RefSeq and is a predicted model, not a curated record. Lineage: Eukaryota; Metazoa; Arthropoda; Insecta; Diptera; Culicidae. Bases 1 to 1152 code for a protein of 383 amino acids. Gene Ontology annotation, biological process: sensory perception of chemical stimulus; adenylate cyclase-activating dopamine receptor signaling pathway. The transcript is spliced from 10 exons. Gene Ontology annotation, cellular component: heterotrimeric G-protein complex. Gene Ontology annotation, molecular function: G-protein beta/gamma-subunit complex binding; GTP binding; GTPase activity.